Messenger RNA from Trematomus bernacchii (emerald rockcod), 4494 nucleotides. RefSeq names its product FERM, ARHGEF and pleckstrin domain-containing protein 1. The transcript has 27 exons. Gene Ontology annotation, molecular function: guanyl-nucleotide exchange factor activity. Bases 263 to 3370 code for a protein of 1035 amino acids. Lineage: Eukaryota; Metazoa; Chordata; Actinopteri; Perciformes; Nototheniidae. Gene Ontology annotation, cellular component: cytoskeleton. The record is from RefSeq and is a predicted model, not a curated record.
GCCGUGUGGUGGACAAGUCAGGUGUUAGCUACAACUUUAGCCACAUCUUAAUCUAGCCUAUUGAAUUGAAAAAUAUGCCGACCACUUUAACUAAAUCGCUACAGCACUGAAGACGACUUAAAACACCAUAUUUAUAGCCAAGUUCUCAAGAGUCAUUUUUACUGUGAUUCCAAGCGGAUAAAUAAAUGGACGUCAUUCACGAUGGACACGGGAAUUAAGAUAUCCCUGAAAAUUGCUGGGCAGUGAGCAUUAACAGUUCAGCAUGGCAGAGCCAGACCCAGAGCCAAUGUCCUCGGGAACAGGACAUCGUCUUGGAGCCCCGGAGACUCUUGGCAUCAGUACACUGGACCCUGGGCACAGACCCCCCGCCAUGCCCCCUGGGCGACUCGUCACCGUCAGGGUCCGCAUGCUGGACGACACUGAGGAGCUCUUUGACAUCUCGCAAAAAGCCUCAGGCAAGGUGCUGUUUGACCUGGUGUGCUCCCACAUGAACCUCGUCGAGGGCGACUACUUUGGUCUGGAGUUUCAGAAUCAUCAAAAGAUGACGGUUUGGUUAGACCAUAUCAAACCCAUUAUGAAGCAGCUCAGACGGCCGAAGCACACGACCCUGAGGUUUGCUGUGAAGUUCUUUCCUCCGGACCAUGCCCAGCUUCUGGAGGAGCUAACUAGAUACCUGUUUGCCCUCCAGAUCAAGCAGGAUAUUUCCUGUGGACGUCUGACCAGCAACGACACCAGCUCCGCUCUGAUGGUCUCCCAUAUCAUCCAGUCUGAGAUUGGGGACUUUGAGGAGAGCCAGUGCCGGUCCCACCUCCUCAACAACAAUUACAUCCAAGAUCAAAUGCCCCUGAUCGACAAGAUAAUGGAGUUUCAUUCCAAAAAUAUAGGUCAAACACCAGCAGUAUCAGACUACCAGUUACUGGAAGUGGCGCGCAGGUUGGAGAUGUACGGGAUUCGUCUACAUCCUGCCAAGGACCGAGAGGGCACGAGGCUAAGCCUGUCGGUGGCGCACACCGGUGUCCUGGUCCUUCAGGGACACACCAAGAUUAACGCCUUCAACUGGUCUAAAGUGCGUAAACUGAGCUUCAAGAGGAAGCGUUUCCUCAUCAAGCUGAGGCCGGAUCUAAAUAGUUCAUAUCAGGACACUCUGGAGUUUAUGAUGGGCAGCAGGGACUGCUGUAAAGUCUUGUGGAAGAUCUGUGUCGAAUACCACGCCUUCUUCCGCCUCUUUGAAGAACCAAAGCCCAAACCCAAGCCUGUGCUUUUCACCCGGGGCUCUUCCUUCAGAUUCAGCGGCCGCACUCAGAAGCAGGUGAUUGAUUAUGUGAGGGAGUCUGAGUUUAAGAAAAUCCCGUUUGAAAGAAAACACAGUCGGGUCCAACAAAACAUCCGCCUGUCGCCCCUGCCUUCGCCACGCCACCAUGAAGGGCCAACAGAAAGUGGUGCUCCCAGGGACAGAGUAGACUCUCCUUCUCGGCGUCACUGGAAGGAGUCGGCGUUGGUGAGUGCAGAAGACCCCUCCGCUCUGAGGACCACGAGGGCCAGCCCGUCGCUCCAGAGAAACGGCCACGAGGACCGAGCAGGGUCCGUGUCCAGGACCGAGGAAAGAAGAGGCUCGUCACGACAGACCCACCAAGAUCAUCCGAAUACAGGAGUGGUGUGUAACAGCCCCCACCUGUCUGUGUCCUCUGGUCACUCCCAUGGCAUGGUCAACGGUCAGAAGUCUCUGGAUCUGGGCAGUCACAGUCCCGACGGCAGACUACCUUCCCCCCUCACCAGCCCGCUGCUCAACGACGCCGGCAGCAUCCGCACUGACGAUGAAGACGAGGUGCGGAGGAAGAGGUUCCCAACAGAUCGAGCCUACUUCAUCGCCAAGGAGCUGCUGACCACAGAAAGGACGUAUGUGAAGGACCUGGAGGUGGUGACUGUGUCUUUCCAGAGCGCUGUAGGACAAGAUGAAGCGACUCCGGAGUCUCUGAAGAACACCGUCCUCUCCACCUUCGAGCCGCUGCACAAGUUCCACACAGGUUUUCUCAGGGAGGUGGAGCAGAGGCUGGCGCUGUGGGAAGGACGCUCCAAUGCUCACAUAAAGGGAGACUACCAGCGCAUUGGAGAUGUCAUGUAUAAGAACCUUCAAGGCUUAAAGCCACUGACUGCAAACCUGCAUAAGCAGUCUGAAGUGUUGUUGGAGCUGGAGAAGGCAACCAGGGGGUCCCACAGGUUGGAGGGUCUCUGCAGGGACUUUGAGCUGCAGAAGGUGUGCUACGUCCCCCUCAAUGUCUUCAUCCUGAGGCCUCUGCACCGCCUCAGUCACUACAAGCAGAUCCUGGAGCGCCUGUGCAAACACUACCCGGCAACUCAUGUGGAUUUCAGGGACUGCAGAGCUGCUCUGGCGGAUGUGUCCGAGGUGGUGGAGCAGCUCCAGGGAAGCCUGAACAAGAUGGAGAACUUCCAGAAACUUCUGGAGCUGAAGAAGGAUUUGAUUGGCGUCAACGAUCUUGUUGUUCCUAGUCGGGAGUUCAUCAGGUUAGGCUGCCUCAACAAACUGUCUGGAAAAGGCCUACAGCAACGGAUGUUUUUCCUGUUCAACGACGUCAUUUUGUACACGAGUCGAGGGAUGACUGCGACGAAUCAGUUCAAAGUGCACGGGCAGAUGCCGCUCAAUGGCAUGACAAUCAGAGAGAGUGAGGAUGAGUGGGGCGUACCGCACGCCUUCACACUGGUUGGACAGCAGCAGUCUGUGGUGGUAGCAGCAAGUUCACUGAUGGAGAGGGAGAAGUGGAUGGAGGACAUACAGAUGGCGAUAGAUACGUCGAAAACCAGCAAUGGGACAUCGGAACUACUGAUCUGCAAUCUGAUAGACAACAAAUGCCUUGAGGACUCCUCGUUGGAGGCGGAGUCUGAGGACGACAUUACAGCGUUGCACACGGCGCUGGAGAAGCCCGGCCCUCACCGUGGUAACACCAUGGUGCACGUGUGCUGGCACAGGAACACCAGUGUGUCCAUGGUGGACUUUAGCGUAGCUGUGGAGAAUCAGCUGUCUGGAAACUUACUGAGGAAGUUCAAGAACAGCAACGGCUGGCAGAAGCUCUGGGUGGUCUUCACCAACUUCAGCCUGUUUUUCUACAAGUCCCACCAGGAUGAUUAUCCACUGGCCAGCCUUCCUCUGCUGGGUUACUCAGUCACCGUCCCCAAAGACUCUGAAAACAUCCACAAGGACUACGUCUUCAAACUGCAUUUCAAGUCCCACGUCUACUAUUUCCGAUCGGAGAGCGAAUACACUUUUGAGAGGUGGAUGGAGGUGAUCCGCAGUGCCACGGUCCCCACCGGGGGCUCUCGUGUCCCGAACAGCAAAGAGUCCCAUCCUCUCUGAGAUGGCUCACCUUGUUUCAAAAACAACAGAUCCUUCGGGUGUCUUCUGCUCCCCCCCGCCCCCCCGGACUCUUUGCUUUUAUUUUCUACACAUAUCUGGGACAUUUGUAUAUGUGUCCAUGCACAUUUGGUGCUUUUUAAUGCUUUAAUGGUGACAUGUCCGCUGGUUUAGACUGCAUCAGAGACUGCAUUUUUUGGCAUUUUUACUCUCAACUCUGAAACCUCUUUUGAAGGAUGUCAUUUUAUACUGUUUUCUAAUGGUCUGAACCACUUCCUAUCUUUCUGGUUUUACAUUUUAUCAUUGUUGUUUUACAGCAGGAUAUGUUGAUAUUUAGAUAGUCAGCAUUCCCUCUUGGAUGGUUAAACUAUCACUGCAUUGUCAUAAUGUUUUUUCCACUUUUUCCUCUUAUUGAAAACUGCUGCUUUGAAAAUAUCCUGCAACUUCAGUGCCAAACCGGUUUCUAUCAAUGUCCUGGACUUUUUAAUGCUAUUUUAUAACAUUGGGGAGUGUCUCCUUAUACUGUAUUCUAUGACAUUUUAAACAGGCAACCCUUUAACGGUGAAUGCUCUGUUCACACCUGGCCCAGCACAAUGUGUUUGUGUUAAAAAAAAUAAUGAAAAUAUUAUUUUGUUGUAUUAUUAAAUUACCCUAGAAUUGCUCACGAUGUGGCCAUGGGUAGCUGCCAUCCCAGGUUAAUGCCAUUUCAAGUAAAGUAAAUAUUCUAUUCGCUGAUAUUUGUUGUAUGAAUAAGUCUCAGGCUGUUUAGAUUUUCUUUUUUAUCAACUAAAGUUUGACUUCAGCUGUAUGAGAAAAUGUGAGACUUGUUCGGAAUCGUUGUAUGAUGAAGGUGAGUGUAAGUGAAAGCUUUAAAGAUUAUGUGUGAAACUAAAUAGAAACUUUCAGUUCCAAGCGUUGCCGCCCUCAGUGAACUAGGCUGCCUCCUGUAUACAGAAACCAGAUCUUUGUAUGGGUCGAAAUGAAUGGAAAUAUGCAUUUAACAGGGUUUUGCAGUGACGAAAAUGAAAUGGAAAACCUCAGUUCUUCUUAGAAUUGCAGCAUGUUUUUCGCAGACAACCGAGAGCUCUUUGGAAAUGAAAGCAAUAAAAGAAACGUAUUCAAACUUG